AUGGAUAAAGGUAUAGUUCUUCAAACUCAAUUUGCAACAUCUUCCAUGGAUAAUCUAACUAUGGUUCCUAUUUCAUCUGGUACAUCAUUACAAUCAGUUACUAAGAAAAAAAAUCAAUGUCUUACGAAAUAUGGCCCAUUUAGUAUUCUUGUUCUUCUUCUACUAACUAUUCUUAUUAUUGUAGCAGUUAUUCUUUCAAAAAUUCCUUCUUAUUCUACAGUACCUAUUCAACCAACAUCAACUAUUGCUAAUCAGUCAUUAACAACAAAUAAUUCAUUAGUUGACUCGAUUCUACUUGAACAUAUGCUUAUUCAUCUUCGUCAAUUUCAAAGUCGUGCUAUUGGAACAGUUUCAUUUAAUAAAACUAUUGAUUAUCUAACGGCACAAUUAAAUAAAGAAAGUAGUUUUAUUGUUCAGAAAUAUUAUUUUCCUGUUCCUCGUUUUGAACCUUCUAAGAAUUCUAUAAUUAUGAUUUUACCAAAUACAUCGAAUACAUCAAUAUUUACAUAUCCAAAAGAUUUUGUUAUUAUGGAUCGAUCUCGUGAAGCUCGGAAUUGGUCAAUAAUCGAUGGUCGACCAUUGUCAUAUGUUGCUCGUCUAGGUUGUGAUAUACAAGAUUGGAAUAUGACAAAACCCGGCGAUGUAGCUUUAGUUUUACGUGGUAAUUGUACAUUUUAUGAAAAAAUAUUUUUGGCAAUGCGUAAAAAUGUUAGUGCAUUUCUUAUGUAUAAUGAUGGACUAACAAAUGACCGUUUUCAACCAUUAAAUGGUACUCGAGCACCAAGAAAUACUACUAUACCAACAUUAUUUCUUUCAUAUGGAACUGGCAAGCGUCUUAUUGUAGAAAAUAUUACUCGUAUUUAUUUGCGUAUAGAAUUUCAAUCGCUUCCACCUAUGAUUGUAACUAACGUAUGUGCAGAUACGAAAUCAGGAAAUCCUAAUCGAACUAUUGUAGUUGGUAGUCAUAGUGAUAGUGUAGCAGCAGGUCCGGGUUUAAAUGAUAAUGGUAGCGGAAUGGCAGGUACAUUAGCAAUUGCACUUAAUUUAGCUCGAUUACUUGUUUAUUCAAAUUAUGCCAAAAAUAUGCAUUCUCGUAUAAAAUUUUGUUGGUGGGGCGGAGAAGAAGCUGGUCUAUUAGGUGCCAAAGAUUUUGUACAAAAAGCUAAAGUUGAUGGUUCUCUUGAAUUAUAUUCUGUGAAUCUAAAUUUUGAUAUGUUAGCUUCACCAAAUUUUAUUUUUGGUAUUUAUGAUGGUAAAACAGCUGAUAAUGUAACAACUCCACUACGUGCUCUGCCCGGUAGUAAUCGAUUAACAACUUUAUUUAGUGAUUAUUUUGAUCGAAAUCAUCUACCAUGGGAUCAUACUGAAUUUAGUGGUCGAAGUGAUUAUGGACCCUUUUUAGCUGAAGGUAUUGCUUGCGGUGGAUUAUUUACCGGUGCUGAUGAUAUUAAAAGUCAAGAACAACGAGAUCGGUAUUAUAAACUAUUAGGUUCAACAUUAGCUGGAAUGGUAAAUACACCUCUAGAUCCAUGUUAUCAUAGCAAAUGUGAUACAUUAGAAAAUCUUAAUACAUUUGCUUAUCUUCACAUGGUUAAAGCUGCUGCUUAUUCUAUUGAUUAUCUUGCACAAUUGCAAGAUCUUAAUCAAUGGCUUUAUCCUUAG
This is a messenger RNA of Adineta steineri, 1662 nucleotides long. NCBI's taxonomy places the organism in Eukaryota, Metazoa, Rotifera, Eurotatoria, Adinetida, Adinetidae. The record is from the annotation of a GenBank genome assembly.